AAAUUGACCGCUUGUUGGUGGCGCUCCCUUUGAAGGAGAAGGAGAAGGCAGAAACUGAGCGACUGGAGACUGGAGUUGACAGGGUUGACUGCAAAGGGAAAGGCGGCUUCAUUCAGAAGAAGCUCUGACAGGUUCAGAGCAAGGCUCUUCGCAAGACUGUACAGAAUUGACAGCCAGCUUGUUUGGUAGCGUCGCGAAAGUUGCUGGUUUUGUGAAGGUGUUCGUAGACAUACUUUGCGUGUUGUGCCCUUGGUUCCAAUGACCAGCAACGAGGAUGGGGCUGCAGAUGCGCUUCUUGGGGAGCCCUCCUCUGAGCACGGGGCACCGGCCGUUGCAAUAUCCAAGCCUGACAUGGAAUUGAAGCAGCAAGCAGGGGGGCAGGACAAUGUUAUCCAGGUUGAGGGACCAGAUGAGAGUUUGAGUGAGGGUUUGGCAGAUAAGGAGGUUACGACGGAAGAAGGGCUGGACGGAGAAAAAGGACCUCUUUUAGCGGAAAGUAGGUCGAUGGAAGCUGGGAGGGGAAAGGUCGGGGAGUCUGAGUUGAUUGAGUGCAGGAUAUGCCAGGAGGAGGAUGAAUUGGCAAACUUGGACACGCCGUGCGCGUGCACUGGAAGCGUCAAGUAUGCGCACCCAAAGUGCGUCCAGCGGUGGUCAAAUGAGAAGGGGGAUGCAGUGUGCGAAAUCUGCCAUCAGCCGUAUAAGGGUUAUACCGCGGUUCCCCGACCCCCUCCCCAGGUCUCCGUGGCUCUGCCACUUGAAUUCGCUGACGACUGGGCGCUUGCGGGGCAGCGGUUGAGCGACCCCCGGUUGCUCCACCAGUACACUCUCGACGUAGACUACAACGAAUAUGAGGGGCAUGCGAGCACGACUGCCUGGUGCAGAUCGGCCGCUUUGAUUUUCAUGGCGUUGCUUCUACUGCGCCACGCACUGGGAAUGAUUGCAGCGGGGGCGGACGACGACGAUGAGACUCCAGCCAUCUUCACGGUCUUCCUCUUAAAGGCGAUCGGGUUUAUCCUCCCGUGCUACAUCAUGGCACGCGCAAUCAGUGUCGCACAGCAGAGGCGUCAGCAGCAGGAUGCGAUGGCUUACUUUGUACAGCAAGGACACGUGCGGGGAGUUCCGAUCGUGGUGGCUCCGAGGAGGCUACCUGAAGGCGUUGUGUAAAGUAUUUGUAAGUGUUAGGGUCUGCCGGGUGCUUCGCAUGAAAAGUGUCAAAUCUUGGAGAAAGAGUUGUCGGCUGAAUGAAGUCUUUAGGUCUACUAGAGUUGUCGACCGAACGAAGUCUUUAGGUCUAUGAUAUUGUAGGACGAGUUGCUGUAUGAUGGGUCUCUUUGUAGUCCCAAUCGUGUUGUCUGCACACUGCUGCCCAAAAACUGUCGUGAUUUUGGGCAUUGAGCCCGUGUAUUUACUGAUGCUGUUAAGCAAAAUACCUGUAUUGCGUGUUUGUCUUCCGGCCAGCCGCUAACCAAUGGAAAAAAGUCUG
Messenger RNA from Klebsormidium nitens, 1483 nucleotides. NCBI's taxonomy places the organism in Eukaryota, Viridiplantae, Streptophyta, Klebsormidiophyceae, Klebsormidiales, Klebsormidiaceae. The record is from the annotation of a GenBank genome assembly.